This is a messenger RNA of Botrytis porri, 666 nucleotides long. RefSeq lists its product as uncharacterized. The transcript is spliced from 3 exons. The record is from RefSeq and is a predicted model, not a curated record. The coding region runs from base 1 to 666 and encodes 221 amino acids. Lineage: Eukaryota; Fungi; Ascomycota; Leotiomycetes; Helotiales; Sclerotiniaceae.
AUGCAGCUUUUUGUAAUCGGCGGUAGUGGAAGAACGGGUAAGAUGGUAAUCGAAGAGGCAUUACUUCGAGGUCAUGAUGUGACAGCCUUGGUUCGAGACCCCUCCUCCAUGGAAGCCAGGGAUGGUUUGAAGCUUUUCAAAGGUACCCCUCUCAAUAAGGCUGAUAUCAAAGCUGCAUUCGAAGCAAGUACCAAUAUCCCAUCCGUUGUUAUUGUUACUUUGAGCGCUCCUCGUACAUCCGAUAGCCCUUUCGCUGCAUCUAUUUCUCCACCGAGGCUUAUGGCAGACUCAAAUGCGAAUAUAAUUUCUGUUAUGAAGGAAUUUGAUGUACGCAAGAUUGUUGUGAUGCAGGCUUUCGGGGUAGGAGAUAGCUGGCCGUAUAUGCACUUCUUACUUCGAAUGUUGAUGAAGAAGUCAAACAUGUAUCUGCAAUAUGAUGAUCACAACUUGGUGGAUAAAGAGGUCAAGGCUAGUGAUAUCAACUAUGUUCUCGCUCGACCAGCCAGACUGGAAGAGGGCGAAGCAAAGCCCGUUAAAGUGUAUGGUAAUAAAGGUAUGGGAGUUGCCAUGAUGGCUAGUAUCACACGAGAAAGCGUAGCCAACUGGCUUGUCAAUGCAGCGGAGCAAAAAACGUGGGAUUCGCAGACUCCUGUAUUGGCGAACUAG